Messenger RNA from Acanthosepion pharaonis, 1032 nucleotides. Lineage: Eukaryota; Metazoa; Mollusca; Cephalopoda; Sepiida; Sepiidae. The record is from the annotation of a GenBank genome assembly.
AUGAGCUCUAUUGAUGAGAAGCCUCUUUCAUGGUUCAUCAGACUGAUUCAUGAUACUUGCAUUCAUUUGAAUAAAUCUAUGUUGCUCCUCUGCUUAUUCCACUCUAAUUCUACAAUGGGCUCUAUUGAUGAAAAGCCUCUUUCAUGGUUCAUCAGACUGAUUCAUGAUACUUGCAUUCAUUUGAAUAAAUCUAUGUUCCACCUCUGCUUAUUCCACUCUAAUUCUACAAUGAGCUCUAUUGAUGAGAAGCCUCUUUCAUGGUUCAUCAGACUGAUUCAUGAUACUUGCAUUCAUUUGAAUAAAUCUAUGUUGCUCCUCUGCUUAUUCCACUCUAAUUCUACAAUGAGCUCUAUUGAUGAGAAGCCUCUUUCAUGGUUCAUCAGACUGAUUCAUGAUACUUGCAUUCAUUUGAAUAAAUCUAUGUUGCUCCUCUGCUUAUUCCACUCUAAUUCUACAAUGAGCUCUAUUGAUGAGAAGCCUCUUUCAUGGUUCAUCAGACUGAUUCAUGAUACUUGCAUUCAUUUGAAUAAAUCUAUGUUGCUCCUCUGCUUAUUCCACUCUAAUUCUACAAUGAGCUCUAUUGAUGAGAAGCCUCUUUCAUGGUUCAUCAGACUGAUUCAUGAUACUUGCAUUCAUUUGAAUAAAUCUAUGUUCCUCCUCUGCUUAUUCCACUCUAAUUCUACAAUGAGCUCUAUUGAUGAGAAGCCUCUUUCAUGGUUCAUCAGACUGAUUCAUGAUACUUGCAUUCAUUUGAAUAAAUCUAUGUUGCUCCUCUGCUUAUUCCACUCUAAUUCUACAAUGAGCUCUAUUGAUGAGAAGCCUCUUUCAUGGUUCAUCAGACUGAUUCAUGAUACUUGCAUUCAUUUGAAUAAAUCUAUGUUGCUCCUCUGCUUAUUCCACUCUAAUUCUACAAUGAGCUCUAUUGAUGAGAAGCCUCUUUCAUGGUUCAUCAGACUGAUUCAUGAUACUUGCAUUCAUUUGAAUAAAUCUAUGUUGCUCCUCUCUGCUUAUUCCACUCUAAUUCUACAAUGA